Coregonus sp. 'balchen' is the source of this 11390-nucleotide messenger RNA. The record is from the annotation of a GenBank genome assembly. Lineage: Eukaryota; Metazoa; Chordata; Actinopteri; Salmoniformes; Salmonidae.
GGGUCUUAACAUAUGUAGGCGCUGUUUUGUUCUGAACUGCAAAUUUCAUAUCGAUUGUUUAUCUAACGUUUGUUUACAAUUUUACUAGCUAGCCAUCAUAUGGCUUCCACUUUACUAUCACCGAUGGUAGAUUAUUACAAUGAUGAAGAAGAACUUGAUAGUGAGGACGAUGAUCGAAGCGUCAGGGGAAGAGACUCGGAAGAAGGUAACGUUAGCUAGCUCGUUUACGAACGUCGUUACACUUGUUGUUAGAUUUGCUAAGGAACAUUAACGUUAGAUAGUUAAAAUAUUAUAUUAAAACAGUGAAACACUUGUCGAAGGAACUCAUCCCCAUUGAAUUGUAAAGUCAGUACGUUUGAGCUAACGUUAGCUUUGGCAACGGUAUCGUAACGAUAGCUACCUAACGUUAGCUAAAUCAACAACAACAACACAGGCUUCCGAUUCGUGGGGGAUCGGUCACCACGACGAGUGAACCAGAAUCAGGCAGGAUUUACAGGAGACGUUGAAUAUGGCGAUUCAGGAGAAUCGCCAUAUUCAACAACUCCUUUGUAAGGCCAUAUUCUACCAGGUUCACACGAGGAGUAACGUUACUAGCUAGCUGGCAAGUAAGCUACCUGUCAGUGUUGUAGAACUAGAGGGGGGAGGAGUUCGUCUUUUUCAACUUUCAUGGUUUGCAUCCAAGCCUGGCUGUAAUCUUCUAAUGAGUUAACGUUACAGCAAACCGUGUUCUGGUCUGGUGGUGGACAUCUUGGUAUCCCCAUGCAUUGGAGUCUCAAUUCUGCCAUCUCGAUCAUUUUAAAAGUUAAAAUAUUAGUACUAAAGUUAGGAACAAUUCCAGGCAGGCAGUCAUUCUCAGUAACGUUAGAACAUUGACAGGUGGCGAGAAACGCUCAACAUUUGCUUUGCCACCAUUGAGUGGCCCGUUCUGACACGGUCUUGGUGUGAAGUAUAAGAAACGUGUUUAUUUGACCUCUUUAAUUGUCCUUGCAUAUCGAUGAAGGUGGUUGGGAUAGUUAGAUUUUGAGGCCCGGUCAAGCGCUGGGGCUCAUUCACAUUUUCAGCAAUGACGCUAUCCAAUGUUAACUGACUUUAAUGGAGAGUUGUUUUAUCAAAGGUAAGGUCAUCCAUUUAAACUAUGUCUAGCUAGAGUAACUACUAGUAGCUAUAUAUCUAAAGUUACCGUACCAUCAGCUGACAGGUAACUGGCAAAACCUUUGCGCUGGCAAGCUCAGUAGCUAGCGAACUAACGUUAGCUAGUUGACUAGCGAGUUAGGUCAGGGUAGCUCGCAAGUUAGGUAGGUGAUGUCACGUAACGUUCGGCAAAAUUAUGAUUUUAUCUCGUGAGCUACCUAGUUAGCUAACUAAGAAACCCACUUCAUUAGCUAGCUAGACAAGUAUUUUGAUUGAGUCGUUGCUAAGCUAGCUAACGUUAGCUUGCCACAUCGCACGACACUUCUGGAACUUGGCUGCAUCAGCUACGCAUUAGCAACGGUGCUAGCAAGUCAACAUGCGGCAAACGAGAAUUAGCUGGCUGGUCAAAUGAGAAACGACUGAUUACUAGAGUCGAUGGCUUUCUGCCGUCGUACAUUUCUUUCUGCAACGUUUCAAAGCGAACUUCGAUACAAACGAGCCAGCCUGUUCGCUGAAUGUCAAGCUUGCUAGUUUUACCACUUUCCUUGUGACCGUAGCCUGCUAAAGUAGGUAGCUAACUACCUAGUUUAUCCUACGACAUAAACUAACGUUGCUACCUAAGCUAUAUUUGAAUUUAUGAGUGGGGGAAAACCUGUUCCUUUAUAUCAGCCUCCCCAGCUCGUUUUUCGGUGUUUUGGUAUACGUUUAUAUAAGUUUAAACAUUAAUGGCUGGUAACAAUCAUGGGUGAUGCAAAUAAAGGUAACUUUACUGAUUGCAUAUGUUUUUAUUAGUUUAACGUUACUACUAUUUCCUGGCUUUUUUUUAAAUGGACGACAGCUUGUAAUAAAAGUAUUAAUAUCAUUGACUUGGGAAUGGGAUUGACCAACAUGUUCUGAAAAUGUAGUCUUGGCAUGCCAUAUGAAUUUGCCUAAUUUGGUACCUUAAACCUACGGUGUAUAGCUAGUAUACUCUGUAAUAACUGACUUUAGCCUCUUUUUGCCCCUUUUCAGACACUGAAGACGCCAGUGAAACUGACCUAGCAAAGCACGACGAGGAUGACUAUGUGGAAAUUAAAGAACAGUGAGUUUUCCCCCAAAUGCAUGGUUACACUGGAUAGAGUAAUCGGGGCUCUGCGACCCUGUUCCUUGAGAGCUACCGUCCUGUAGGUUUUCACUUCAACUGUAAUCUAGCGCACUUUAUUCUAAUAAUUAGCUGGUUGAUAAGCUGAAUCAGGUUAGUUACAACUGGGGUUGGAGCGAAAACCUACAGCAACAGGGUUGGAGAGCCCCGGAAUAGAUGAGGACAUGGACCAAAUGGGGAUGUUCAAAAUGUAGCCUGAUCUUGAAGGACUAAACGUACAGAUACAGUAGUUGGUUGUGAUAGUCAUGUUUGUUUUGUUGCAGGAUGUACCAAGACAAGUUGGCAUCAUUGAAAAGGCAGUUGACGCAACUCCAAGAAGGUAGUGUCACUGUUUCUAAUUAUCCUCACUGCAUUUAUUAAUUAAACCAACUCCGUGGCCUUGUGAUUAGUGUCCGCCCUGAGGUUGGGAGUUUGAGCCCCAGUUGAGUCAUACCCAAGACUGUAAAAAUGGGACCCGAUGCAUCUCUGCUUGGCACUCAGUGUUAAGGAGAUAGACUAGUAUCCUGUCCAGGGGGUAUACUUGUACAUCAAGCUGCCUCACUCUACAGAAACAGGAAAUGGGCUCCUGCUCCUAUGAGCUGUUCUGGCUUGUGCAAGGCUACUUUAUUUAUGAAUUUGCCCUAUCCUAUAAUCUAUUCAUCAUCCUCACUUCAUUAACAAUCUAUUUGAUUAGCAAUGUCAUAAAUCCCUCAACAUGCUGAAGUAGCAGCUUAGCAGACCUUUAUCAUUUGACACAACUGUUAAGAUGACACCUCAGAGGUAGUUGUUCCUUGCAAAAAUUGGAUGAAUAUGUUUGGCGUUACAUGCUGUUUUCUCAUCCCUGCAGGAACACUUCAGGAGUACCAGAAGAGAAUGAAGAAGCUGGACCAGCAAUACAAAGAGAGACUUCGCAAUGCUGGUAGGAUCACUGUGCACUGUUGUUGAACUAGAUGGGUGUUUCAGUAGUUUUCCAUGUGUGGAGGCCACAUUUCUUUAUAAUUUGUUCUUGAACUCACCCAAGGUUGUGUAGGUUUUGUGACGCAAGUCAAUGUGACAGACAGGGAUUAACUGACGUUUCUGUUGUGUUGUCUGUUUCCUAUAGAUCUCUUCCUCCAACUCGAGGUAAGACAUGUUUGAUAUUAUUACCUAACAUUGUAAUUCCAUUGAAUCAUUCGCCUGCCAUGUCCUUUUGACACAGUGAACAUCCCCGGGCCUCUCCUCCCGUUCUCUUACCUCUCUCUUUUUUUCUUUCUGUCUUUCAGAAAGAACAGGUGGAGAGGAACCACAUCAAAGAGAAGAAAGCGGCGGUGAAGGAGUUUGACGAUAAGAAGGUUGAGCUGAAGGAAAACUUAAUUGCCGAGCUGGAGGAGAAGAAGAAGAUGAUAGAGAAUGAGAAAUUAACAAUGGAGUUGACUGGCGGUAGGGGAAUCACUGAGAAAAAACCUUGCUGAGGAAGAAGACUAUGUAGGAUCAUUUAUUUCUCCUCUGUCAGUGCAGUGGAAGUGUUUUAGAGAUGAGAGGGAAAGCUUUUAAGCCCAUCUUAGAUCUCACAACCUUGGUAUUAACAUGGGUGCCAAUUAAAACGUCUUAGUCUUAGAUGCAUUGUGUUCUCUCCCUCUUACUCAAAAUUUGCAGAUUUCAUGCUAAUCACUCAGUUGAAGAUCUUGUUAGUGCAGUAAUGUUAUUAUAACCUGUAAGGUAAUAAUGACACUACAUUACAUAUAUUAUAGUUAUCAAUAUACUGAUAUACAUUUUAUCUGUCUGUUUUAGUUAUUCCCUUAUGGGUGUCAGCUGCAGUGAGAUCAUGGUUUGUUUCCCUGUGUAGAUUCUAUGGAGGUGAAACCCAUCAUGACCCGGAAGUUGAGGAGGAGGCCCAACGAUCCAGUCCCCAUUCCAGACAAACGGAGGAAACCUGCACCUGAUAUCCUUUACUACUUUCUGCUUGUUUAUAUAAGGGUUGACCCGAGCUAUGCACUGUGCAGAAUCCAUCGGUCUUCAAUAACAAUUUUUCUAAUUUGCACAGAUGGUAUAACAGAUACUGUUACUUAUUUAAAGAAUGCCAUUUCGGGUAUCUGGGUACAAAUUAUGAUUUUUAUUAAAUGAGUUGUCCUUAACUAGGCACACCUCAGUUAAACUAUUUGCUAACAGACGAACAGAUCAUGGAAGAUCUGCGAACACUGAACAAGCAGCUGAAGUCCCCCAAGCGUCCAGGUAUACUACUUUUAUGAUUGUUUUGUUUGUUAGUCUAAAGCACUAUUAAGCUAAAAUAAGAAAGUACAACAAGUUAAAGGAUUUUAGUUCAGAAAAUAUUGUAGUCAUUAGAUACCAUUGUUAAAUAUAAAGACCUGCCCAGGCCACGUUAUAGUAAGUUAACUAUUUACACUGAAAUGACUAGACUGAUUUUUGUUUUUCCUCAUGCCAUGUUUUCUCCUCCAGUGUCUCCGUCGUCUCCAGACCAUAUGCCCACCACUCCAAUGGAGGCCCCUUCACAGCGCUAUGAGGCCCGCAUCGAAGAAGGAAAGCUCUACUAUGACAAGAGAUGGUACAUACAGUGCAUUCGGAAAGUAUUCAGACCCCUUGACUUUUUCCACAUUUUGUUACGUUAUAGCUUUAUUCUAAAAUGGAUUAAAUUCCCCCCCCCCUCCUCAAUCUACACAUGAUACCCCACAAUGACAAAGCAGAAACAGGUCUAGAAAUUUUGGCAAAUUUAUAAAAAAAUUAAAAACGGCUAUAUCACUUAUUUACAUAAGUAUUCAGUACUUACUCAGUACUUUGUUGAAGCACCUUUGACAGUGAUUACACCCUCAGGUGUUCUUGGGUAUGUCGUUACAAGCUUGACACACUUGUAUUUGGGGGGUUUUUCCCAUUCUUCUCUGAAGCGCCUCAAGCUCUGUCAGGUUGGAUGGGGAGCGUCGCUGCGACGCUAUUUUCAGGUCUCUCCAGAGAUGUUCGAUCGGGUUCAAGUCUGGGCUCUGGCUGGGCCACUCAAGGACAUUCAGAGACUUGUCCCGAUGCCACUCCGGUGUUGUCUUGACUGUGUGCUUAGGGUCGUUGUCCUGUUGGAAGAUGAACCUUCGCCCCAGUCUGAGGUCCUGUGCACUCUGGAGCAGGUUUUCAUUAAGGAUCUCUCUGUACUUCGCUCUGUUAAUCUUUCCCUUGAUCCUGACUAGUCUCCCAGUCCCUGCCGCUGAAAAACAUCCCCACAGCAUGAUGCUGCCACCACCAUGCUUCACCGUAGGGAUGGUACCAGGUUUCCUCCAGACGUGAUGCUUGGCAUUCAGGCCAAAGAGUUCAAUCUUUGUUUCAUCAGACCAGAGAAUCUUGUUUCUCAUGGUCUGGGAGUCCUUUAGGUGCCUUUUGGCAAACUCCAAGCGGGCUGUCAUGUGCCUUUUACUGAGGAGUGGCUUCCGUCUGGCCACUACCAUAAAGGCCUGAUUGGUUGAGUUCUGCAGAGAUGGUUGUCCUUCUGGAAGGUUCUCCCAUCUCCACAGAGGAACUCUGGAGCUCUUUCAGAUUGACCAUCGAGUUCUUGGUCACCUCCCUGACCAAGGCCCUUCUCCCCCGAUUGCUCAGUUUGGCCAGGCGGCCAGCUCUAGGAAGAGUCUUGGUGUUUCCAAACUUCUUCCAUUUUAAGAAUGAUGGAGGCCACUGUGUUCUUGGGGACCUUCAAUGCUGCAGACACAAUCCUGUCUCGGAGUUCUACGUACAAUUCCUUCGACCUCAUGGCAAGGGCUGGGCGAUAUACCGUAUUUUACGUAAUACCGGUAUUGAUGCACAGACCGGUUUGGGUUUUUACUUUACCUUCUAUAACAAUAUUUGAAUGUUUGAUUUGUUAAAUGUGAUACGCCGUGUGUAACGUAAUUUUGUUUGUUUGUUUACUCCGCAACUUGAGUCAUCUCUCUCCGCUCUCUCUCUCUCUCUCUCUCCAUGCGGCUUUCCACACAGACCUAGCCCCGCCCCCUGUCACUCAAGGAGGAAGUUUGUUGUUCCUUGACCAAGACACUUACGUUUAGCCUGCAUAGUAAAUUCAGCAUGUGACAAUGUUGUUUUCACUUUGAUUCUUAAUAUAAAUCCACUAGCGUUCUAUAAUUACACUAGUAGUUUGUUUCUUACAUCUGCAAACGACUAGUUUGCCUUUUCUUAGUAAGUUGGGCCUGAAUCGUGUUAACCGCUAAUUCUAAUCACUAGUUAGCUGGCUAGCUAGCUAAUAAAUGUACUGAGUCAGAGCAAACGUAACUAGCUAUACAGCCUGAUAAUACCCGUGAUGGUGUAGACCUAAAUCAGUAUGUUUGCAUGAAGCAUGAAUUGUUAGCUACAUGAAGUUGCUAAGAGAGAACAUCAAAUAUAGCCAACGAUUAUAGGGUCCCCUAGGAAACACUUAUUCAAACUUUGGUUUCCUACCCUGUCACAAUAACUCCUCCUGGCAUGUCAAACAACACGGUAUUCAAAGUGCCCACUAUUCUAUUCUAACUGUAGAAUUAGAAUACUCAUUCUAUUUCCAUGAUUCCAACAGUUCACCCAAGUGUUUUGCUCUAAAUCGCAAUUGCAACAUUUGGUUAAAAGUAAGGCCUAGGUUGUUUGCCAAUAUCGUGCAGCCCUACGUGGCAGUGCGGAAAUGACCUCAAAUUAGUGCAGGAAAUGCAGAAAUUGAUAAAUGCUGAAAUUUUAUUUUUGGUUGAAUUGAACAGAAUUCACUUAGUGUUUGCCGCUGUAGGGUCACGUACUACUCAUGAAUCAAAUUGAGAACUUUUAUUAUUCACAAACAUAAAAUACUGUCAUUUACCGUCAUAAUGUAAAAAAUUAAUAUGAAAUACCGUGAUACGAUAUUUUGCCAAUAUCGCCCAGCCCUACUCAUGGCUUGGUUUUUGCUCUGACAAGCACUGUCAACUGUGGGACCUUGUAUAGACAGGUGUGUGCCUUUCCAUAUCAUGUCCAAUCAAUUGAAUUUACAACAGGUGGACUCAAUGAAGUUGUAGAAACAUCUCAAGGAUGAUCAAUGGAAACAGGAUGCACCUGAGCUCAAUUUUGACUCUCAUGGCAAAGGGUCUGAAUAGUAAGGUAUUUCUGUUUUUUAUUUUUAAGAAAUGUGCAAAAAUGUAUUUAAAAAAAAAAAACUGUUUUCGCUUUAGUGUGUAGAUUGAGAAAUUAAUUUAAUCAAUUUUAUAAUAAGGCUCUAACAUAACAAAAUGUGGAAAAAGGGAAGGGGUCUGAAUGCACUGUACAUACAUACUGUAAAACUUCAAUUCAUAGCCCGGGAGUUUAUUUGCUUCAAUCACUGAACACAACUGGCGCUUAUUAGAAACAAGCUUCUAUCUGAGCCAGGCGUCUAUUUCCUUAAUGCACACAGCGUUUGCUUAAGUUUGAAUACUCAAUACUACCACACUGUUUGUGACCAGUAUAUACAUUCUAAUAACACAUCUAUUGCAGAUCUGCAAAGACUUGGCUGCCUAUCACACCCCCCCGAUUACGAGCUUCAGCACCAUUCUCUCUCCGUGCGCCUGAUGUGCCUUGUAUCCCCCGUAAUUGCAGCGAAAUGUGUGCUGAUGCCCGGCUAUUAAAAGGGACCGGCGGCUAUCUGAGACUGCGUUUUUAAUGACGUUUUAUGGUACAUGCAUUCAAGGCUUAGCUUGUUCAAUCACAAUCUCUUCUGUUUAUCUUCCUUUUAAUUUGGUUUAUUAGACUAUUUUAAAAAACACAACAAAAAGGUGAUUUUAAUUUAGGGUGACAGUCAAACUUAUUUCCAUUGUGUUCCUUUUGUUCACAGCUGUUGUGGUUUAUCACUGUUUAAUAGACCAAAAAGAUGGGGCAAAACAUGUUAUCUACUAAACUGGUUCAUUAUUAUAGAAUAUUGAGUGUUUUUAAUCCAUGAUGCAGUUGACUUUUGUUAGCCACUAGAUGGCCACACACCCUUAUAAAUCCUCCUUUUUAACAUACUAUAGGAAUUGUUGGCUUUGCUGGCUAUAUUUCUGGCAUGUCUGCAAAUGUUUUUAAAUAAGAUCUGAGUGGUCUUAAAAAUGCAUCUUAGUAUUUUGUAGUAAUGUCAAUAGAAAAAGGUUAUGUCUUACUACCCAAUGAAUUGUGGGAAUGUUAGCUACCUGCCACCAUGGAUUUACAUUACAUUUCACUAUCAUGGGGCUAGAACAUGGCUUUCUGACAAAGGACUGAGUGUUGGCUUUACUCUCCCCUUGGGUGGAGAGUGAGUCUAGCGCUCCCUUCAUAGGACAUCACGCACCAAUGAAUAAUUCCUUUUGAAGAGUGGAAAAUGUGAAAUGUGCUCCUCUGUGAUAUUACUUUCCAUGACUUUCAUGUAGCCUCUGAUUUACAUUUUAGUCAAUUAGCAGAUGCUCUUAUCCAGAGCGACUUACAGUUAGUGAGUGCAUACAUUUUUCAUACUGGCCCCCCGUGGGAAUCGAACCCACAACCCUGGCGUUGCAAGCGCCAUGCUCUACCAACUGAGCUACAGGAGGCUCUGAUAAAUUCUGAAGUGAGAGAGCGGGCUCAGGUGAUAGAACACUAAGUAUUGCUUGCUGCUUUCACAGUCUCACUCUGUUGUUAACCGUGAAACUAUAUUGCUUGCGUGAGGGUACUGGAUAUACCACGGCCAUGGGGAAAUGUACUAUCCACAUCUACGAUUACUGUCUUAUUCGGUCUGUUCCAACUUUCACUGCUCCACUUACCUCAGGGUGACUCUCUCCCCAGACAGAGUAUAUGAUAAUCCAAGAUUACCUGUCUCGUUGUCAUACAGGGGAAGCAGAUUAUCUGUCAGAUUAUCUAUUUAAUGUCACUUUAAAGGUAUUGUGUGCUCAAGUGAUAUUAUUCUACAUAGUGUAUAUACAAUUACAUUCUUACCUGAAUGGACUGAUCCCUGCUCUUACCCCUCAGUCAAUGCCAGCCGAUUAAAUAUUAAAGGAGCUACAUAAAAUAUUUCGACGUUAAUUUAAAUGUCGUGUUUUUUUAAGGACUCUGCUUAGAAAUUUCUACUGACUGCAAGGUAAGAUGAUGAUCAUCCAUUCAUUUCCAGGAUGUGAAGUGUUUUUUAGUGCAAAUGUUUUUUUUGGCUCAUGUAGUUUGUGUUCUUGACCCUGUCAGGUACCAUAAGAGCCAGGCCAUCUACCUGGAGUCAAAGGAGAAUACCAAGAUCAGCUGUGUCAUCAGUUCUGUGGGAACAAACGAGGUGGGUGUCAGACCCUUAUAGCCACAGCUACUAGCCUGGUACAAGAGUGCAUUCAGAAAGUAUGGAUUACAUUGUUUUUCCCCCUCAUCAAUCUACACACAAUACCCCAUAAUGCCAAAGAAAAAACAGUUUUUUUUGAAUUUUUUUGCUAAUGUAUAAACUGAAAGUUACAUUUACAUAAGUAUUCAGACCCUUUUCUAUGAGACUUGAAAUUGAGCUCCGGUGGAUCCUGUUUCCAUUGAUCAUCCUUGAGAUGUUUCUACAACUUGAUUGGGGUCCACCUGUGGUAAAUUCAAUUGAUUGGACAUGAUUUGGAAAGGCACACACAGUUGACAGUGCAUGUCCGAGCAUGAGAAGCUGAUUAAACCGCACGAUCGUAACGCUGGUGCACCUUGUGCUGGGGUCAAUAAAAGGCUACUCUAAAAUGUGCAGUUGUUACACAACACAAUGCCACAGAUGUCUCAAGUUUUGAGGGAGCGUGCUAUUGGCACGCUGACUUCAGGAAUGUCCUCCACAGCUGUUGCCAGAGAAUUGAAUUUAAAUGUCUCUACCAUAACCUGCCUCCAACGUCGUUUUAGAGAAUUUGGCAGUACGUCCAACUGGCCUCACAACCACAGACCACGUGUAACCACGGCAGCUCAGGACCUCCACAUCCAGCUUCUUCACCCGCGGGAUCGUCUGAGACCAGCUACCCGGACAGCUGAUGAAACUGUGGGUUUGCACUUUGCACAACCAAAUAAUUUCUGCACAAACUGUCCAAAUAAUUUCUGCACAAACUGUCAGAAACCGUCUUGGGGAAGCUCAUCUGCGUGCUCGUCGUCCUCACCAGGGUCUUGACCUUACUGCAGUUCGGCAUUGUAACCGACUUCAGUGGGAAAAUGCUCACCUUCGAUGGGCACUGGCAUGCUGGAGAAAUGUACUCUUCACGGUUGAAUCCCGGCAACUUCGCACAGCCGUUGAAGAGGUGGGCCAUUCCACAGGCCUCAAUCAACAGCCUGACCAACUCUAUGCGAAGGAGAUGUCAUGCUGCAUGAGGCAAAUGGUGGGCACACCAGAUACUGAAUGGUUUUCUGAUCCAUGCCCUUACCUUUUUAAGGGAUCUGUGACCAACAUGCAUAUCUGUAUUCCCAGUCAUGUGAAAUCCAUAGAUUAGGGCCUAAUGAAUUUGUAUUUAAAUUGACAGAUUUUCCUUAUGAACUGUAAUGCAGUAAAAUCUUUGAAAUUGUUGCAUGUUGCGUUUUUAUAUUUUUGUUCAGUGUAGUUUGCAAGACCGCACAAACUGAUCUGGUGCCAGCUACAGCUAUGCGUUUUAGCCAUAUGUCUCCUAUAGUUUAGGAAUCAUAGACAGCAUUACUUAUAAUGCUGUGGAUUGUUAGGAAUUGUGGGAUUUUUUUUUUGCUGCCUUUUCAUCCACUGAACUUGUGAUUUCACCUACAGAUGCUCUUUCUUGUUGCUUGGAGAGCUAAUGAGUCAUUUGUUCUGUUUUCCAUUCUCAGAUCUGGGUGAGGAAGACCAGCGACAGCACCAAGAUGAGGAUCUACCUGGGACAGCUACAGAGAGGAGCGUUUGUCAUCCGACGACGGUCAGCGGCAUAGAACACAUGCCUCAUUCUUCUGUUUCUCCGUCUCAUCAGCAUCCUUCUCGUUCUUUUCUCUAAAGUACAUUGCUUCCCUCCUCCUCAUGAUGCUUCCCCACCCUACCGUGUGCCGGAGGAAGUUUUCUCAAUGACUUCCAUUUCAACCAAUCAGGACCACUGGAAGGGUGGCCAUCAUCAAGCACAGGUGGAAGCCAUUUUUUUUCUAGGAGGUUUUUGUUCUAUUGUCAUGAUUCCUGUAGGCUUUGUGUGGAGCUGAAAGGAAUGGAUAGCCCAGGUAUAAGAAAUGUCGGAAUUGCUCCACCAUGCCUUAUGGACUUGGUGGAAUUUUUUCCAUUUUCCUUACACUAUCCAAUCCUCUCAGAUCUACA